UAGUUUGACCGCAUUUGACAUAAUAAACGUGGCCCAACCUACUCGUCACGUUUCCCACCAAACACUUUUGACACUAUACAGCAAACUAACAAAAAAUGCUUAAAUGCUUUGAUCAGAAACAAAUUUCUCCCAUAACACUCAACUGUGUUUGGUUUUUUGCUGAAUUGAAGUGUGUUUAUUUGAUCAUCAAACAAGAGAAAUGGGAAGGAAGAGCAUAAGUGAGGUAGGAGUGGAGGACUUGGUUCAGGCUGGUCUAACCACUGAGGAAGCCACUGGCUUCCAAAGGGUCCUUAAAGACUCACUCAGCUGCACCAAAGGGUCCGACUCCAGUGAGGUCUGGAGGCACCUGGUGGCUCGAAGAGCGCUCAAGCCUUGGCACCCACAUGGGCUACACCAGCUGGUUUACUACUCUGUUUAUGCUCAUUGGGAUGUCUCCUCCAAAGGCCCUCCACCUUAUUGGUUUCCUUCUUUAUAUGAGUCUAAACAUACAAACAUGGGAGGCAUCAUGGAGAAGCAUGGUUCAAGCCUUCUUGGCCCUUUAUAUAAGGAUCCUAUAACAAGUUAUAGCCUCUUCCAGAAGUUCUCUGCUCAGCACCCUGAGGCUUAUUGGUCUAUUGUUCUGAAAGAGCUUUCAGUUUCAUUCCAAGAAGAACCAAAAUGCAUUCUAGACAGAUCUGAUCUUAAAUCGAAGCAUGGCGGAUCAUGGCUUCCUGGCUCAGUUUUGAACAUUGCUGAAUGUUGUUUGCUGCCUACUGCAUAUCCAAGAAAAGAUGAUGAUAGUUUGGCUAUUGUAUGGAGAGAUGAAGGUUGUGAUGAUUCUGGUAUAAACAUAAUUACACUAAAGCAACUCCGGGAGCAAGUAAUCUCGGUUGCCAAGGCGCUUGAUGCCAUGUUUUCCAAGGGCGAUGCAAUUGCAAUAGACAUGCCAAUGACAGCUAAUGCAGUUAUAAUAUACUUAGCAAUUAUAUUAUCAGGUCUUGUUGUUGUAUCAAUAGCUGACAGCUUUGCUCCAAAGGAAAUUUCAAUUCGAUUGCGUGUCUCACAAGCCAAGGCUAUCUUUACCCAGGAUUUCAUACUAAGAGGCAGUCGAAAGUUUCCUCUAUACAGUCGAGUUGUGGAAGCUGCACCAGAUAAAGUUAUUGUCCUCCCUGCAAUUGGGAGCAAUGUAGGCAUUCAGCUAAGAGAACAGGAUAUGUCAUGGGGAGACUUCCUCUCCAGUGUUGGCACUCGUUCAAGAAAUUACUCGCCAUGCUAUCAACCAGUUGACACUUUGAUCAAUAUACUAUUUUCAUCUGGAACAACUGGAGAACCAAAAGCUAUUCCAUGGACGCAACUUUCUCCCAUUAGGUGUGCAGCGGAGUCAUGGGCUCAUAUGGAUAUGCAAGUUGGAGAUGUUUUCUGUUGGCCUACAAAUUUAGGAUGGGUGAUGGGUCCAAUUCUAAUUUUCUCAAGCUUUUUGUCUGGUGCAACACUUGCUCUCUAUCAUGGAUCUCCUCUAGGCUAUGGCUUUGGCAAAUUUGUUCAGGAUGCAGGUGUGACUAAAUUAGGUACAGUGCCAAGCCUGGUGAAAGCUUGGAAGAAUACGCAGUGUAUGAAUGGCCUAGAUUGGACAAAAAUAAAGUGCUUUGCUUCCACAGGAGAAACAUCUAAUGUCGAUGAUGACCUUUGGCUAUCUUCGCGAGCAUAUUACAAGCCCGUUAUUGAAUGUUGUGGAGGGACAGAACUUUCAUCAUCUUACAUACAAGGAAGUCUACUGCAACCUCAAGCUUUUGGUGCAUUCAGCACAACAUCAAUGACAACAAGCCUUGUCAUACUUGAUGAACAUGGAAAUCCUUUUCCAGAUGAUCAAGCUUGUAUAGGUGAGGUGGGGUUAUUCCCUCUAUAUCUAGGUGCGACUGAUAGGUUGCUUAACGCUGAUCAUGAAGAAGUUUACUUUAAGGGAAUGCCAUUAUACAAAGGAAUGCGCCUCAGGAGACAUGGAGAUAUUAUCAAGAGAACUGUUGGAGGCUAUUUCAUUGUUCAGGGCAGAGCUGAUGACACCAUGAACCUUGGGGGCAUUAAGACAAGUUCUGUUGAAAUUGAGCGUGUAUGUGACCGAGCUGAUGAAAGCAUUGUAGAGACAGCGGCAGUUAGCGUGUCUCCAGUUGAUGGUGGUCCAGAACAGCUGGUUAUGUUUGUGGUAUUAAAGAAUGGAUAUAACUCUGAAGCUGAAAAUCUUAGGACUAAAUUCUCAAAAGCCAUUCAAAGUAAUCUUAAUCCAUUAUUCAAGGUUAGAUUUGUGAAGAUUGUUCCAGAGUUUCCUCGAACAGCAUCGAACAAGUUACUAAGGAGAGUAUUGAGGGAUCAAAUAAAGCAUGAAUUGUCGGCUCGUAGUAGAAUUUAAUGGAAUUCACUAGCUUUUGGUAUGUAUGGAGAAAACAAAUAUGUAGUUUGGUGAAGAAGGGGUUCACGAAGAUCAAAAUUAUUAAUAAUGAUUUUUAGUUGUAAGUUGAUACUGAGUUAUUAGUGUCUGUUAACAUCUCGACCAAGUGUGGGUUUUGUUAGUAGUAUACAACUAUUGGGUACCCUCCUCUUUUAGACUAGCUUUUGGGAGUGAGUUCUACUCAAGUAGUUGUAUCAAGUGAUAUUAGAGCUAUGCAUGAUGCACCCUCAAGUGGGAUUGAUGUUGCGGAUGUGGGGACGUCGGCUUCAAAGGGGGUGUAUUGUUAGGAUCUCACAUUGAACAAGUAUGAGAUUGGUUAGUAGUAUAUAAUUAUUUAAGCACUCUCCUCUCUUAUGCUAGCUGUUGGGGUGAGUUCUAUCUGAGUGGUUGAAUUACUCCUAAAGGAAUUGGGGUUCUUUAGUGAUUUGUUUAUUUAUAUGUAAUAGAAAAUAAGAAAUCUAAAUCUAAAAAAAUAAAUAUCAUUUUGGAUUUUA
Messenger RNA from Cannabis sativa, 2916 nucleotides. RefSeq names its product probable CoA ligase CCL12. The record is from RefSeq and is a predicted model, not a curated record. The transcript is spliced from 14 exons. NCBI's taxonomy places the organism in Eukaryota, Viridiplantae, Streptophyta, Magnoliopsida, Rosales, Cannabaceae. Bases 200 to 2383 code for a protein of 727 amino acids.